Messenger RNA from Chaetomium fimeti, 2211 nucleotides. RefSeq names its product major facilitator superfamily domain-containing protein. The coding region runs from base 418 to 2193 and encodes 591 amino acids. Gene Ontology annotation, molecular function: phosphate transmembrane transporter activity. Gene Ontology annotation, cellular component: membrane. The transcript is spliced from 4 exons. Lineage: Eukaryota; Fungi; Ascomycota; Sordariomycetes; Sordariales; Chaetomiaceae. Gene Ontology annotation, biological process: transmembrane transport; phosphate ion transport. The record is from RefSeq and is a predicted model, not a curated record.
CAGCGAUGACGAGCAUGGGCAUGGGUAGGAGGAGUGAGGGGAUUUGCAAACUACAUACACAGUACGCAACUAUCUCCCUAGCUAGCCUGUGGUCUGGGCCCGCUGCCCAAGCGGACGGACCAGCGGGAAACGCACGCGAGCACACCCAAAAGCCGUGGCCAGAGCUCGGCGGAGCUUCUCAUGGAAGCCAGCGGCAACCGCGCGCCUUUGGGAAAUCUAUAUCCUCCCCGGCUUGCCUCCCUCUCGCGAACCGGCCUUUUCCUCCAUCCAUUUUCCUGACUCCCUUUAGCACCCUCCAACUCGGCUGGCUGGCCUUGUAGAGAUACUUGCGGCCAACUCCUUUCCUCCCGCGUAUCUCUCCAUUGCCACCUGCCUUCCAACACUUCGGCUUGCACACGCCGAGUACACGCUCUCGCCAUGGCGACGACGACAAAAACCAGCGGUGGCAACAAUGCGUACCAUAACUUCCACAAUGACUUUGCUCACAUCAAGGACGUGAAUGAGCGGAGGCGGCUCGCCCUCGCCGAAGUCGACAGGGCCCCGUUCGGUUGGUACCACGUCCGCGCCAUCGUCGUCGCGGGUGUCGGUUUCUUUACCGAUUCCUACGAUAUCUUCACCGUAUCCCUCCUCACCCUCAUGCUCGGUAUUGUGUACUACCCGGGCGUCGGCCAAAUGCCCACUACCUCCGACACGGCCAUCAAGCUCGCAACCUCGGCCGGCACUGUCAUCGGUCAGCUCGGCUUCGGCGCCCUGGCUGAUAUCGUUGGCCGGAAGCGCAUGUACGGCCUCGAGCUGAUCAUGAUCAUCUUCGCCACGCUCGCUCAGGCUCUGUCGUCCUCGUCUCCCUCGAUGGACAUUAUUGGCGUCAUCAUCUUCUGGCGUGUUCUCAUGGGCAUCGGCAUUGGCGGUGACUAUCCUCUUUCGAGUAUCAUUACCUCCGAGUUCGCCACCACCAAGUGGAGAGGUGCCAUGAUGGGCGCCGUUUUUGCCAUGCAGGGGCUCGGCCAACUCGCCGCCGCUUUUGUUAUGCUGUUCCUCACGCUCGGCUUCAAGUCGUCGCUCGAGACAUCCCCCAAGCUUGCUGACUGCACCGAUGGUUGCGCCCAGGCCGUCGACAAGAUGUGGCGUGUCCUGAUCGGAUUCGGUGCUGUACCCGGCUGCAUUGCCCUCUACUACCGCCUCACCAUCCCCGAGACGCCACGAUACACCUUUGACGUCAAGAUGGACGUCGAAAAGGCCGAGGGCGACGCUGAGGCCUACCUGAAGGGCAAGUCGGGUGCUACUCCAGACGACCUCACUCGCGCCACGACCCAGAAGCAAGCCAAUGAGGAGAUGAAGGCGCAGAAGGCCAGCUGGGCCGACUUCUUCCGCCAUUAUUCCAAGCCCAAGCAUGCUAUGCUCUUGGCUGGAACCGCCCUCUCAUGGUGCUUCCUCGAUAUCGCCUACUACGGCGUCUCGCUCAACAACGCCGUCAUCCUCGAGGUGAUCGGCUACUCGACCAAGAACGCCAGCAACACCUACGAAAUCCUAUACAACACCGCCGUCGGCAACCUCAUCAUCGUGCUCGCGGGCGCGGUACCCGGCUACUGGGUAACGGUCUUCACGGUCGACACGCUGGGGCGCAAGCCGAUCCAGUUCAUGGGCUUCACGAUCCUCACCGUCCUCUUCGUGGUGAUGGGGUUCGCCUACUUCCACAUCCCGCCCAACGGCCUGCUCGCCAUCUUCGUGCUCGCCCAGUUCUUCUUCAACUUCGGCCCCAACGCCACCACCUUCAUCGUGCCCGGCGAGUGCUUCCCCACCCGCUACCGCUCCACCUCCCACGGCAUCUCCGCCGCCUCGGGCAAGAUCGGCAGCAUCAUCGGCCAGGGCGCCAUCGCGCCCCUGCGUACCCGUGGUGCGACACCAGGGAACCCGAAUCCCUGGAUGGAUCAUGUGCUGGAGAUUUAUGCUUUGUUCAUGCUGCUGGGUAUCGGCUCUACCGCUUUAAUUAAGGAGACCAAGCGCAAGACGCUGGAGGAGCUGGCGGGGGAGGAGGACGAGGCGGAUGAGGUGGCUGUCAGCUCCGGUGCGGACGCGAACGCGGGGGCCCUGUCCACGGUUACGGAGAGGGCGAAAGGGGCGCCUGGUGCUGCUGCUUCGGGUGGUAAUGGGGGUGGUGAUGAGAUUAAGCCUCAAUGUGAGGGGGCGAAGUAGAUAAAGUCGGACGUCUGA